Messenger RNA from Podospora bellae-mahoneyi, 2240 nucleotides. RefSeq lists its product as uncharacterized. NCBI's taxonomy places the organism in Eukaryota, Fungi, Ascomycota, Sordariomycetes, Sordariales, Podosporaceae. The record is from RefSeq and is a predicted model, not a curated record. The coding region runs from base 440 to 1606 and encodes 388 amino acids. The transcript has 2 exons.
UUCACAAGCUGACUGAGCCACCGACCUUUCUCUUCGAAGAGUUCGCAACACCACAAAACACCGACUUUGGAAGGACCAAAACACUCGUCUCAUCCUUCAGAGCCUCGGGAGAGUCUCGUGACCAAGUGGGUCCCUUUCAAUGGCGGUUUGGUCAACCACAACAAUAGAAUAAUGCCUUAUUUUUCUUUUUCCUAUUCAUCCCAGCAUCAAUAGUAAUAACCGCCUCUCAAAGAGAGGUUCCCUUUUUGCCUAAGACAUCCAGGGACCUCGGCUUCUUUUCGUAACUUGCGAAUAUCCUCACCACUGCUUUUCGCCCCCCGGGUUCCCAUAUCACAUCGUCAAUUCUCCUUCUCUCUCCCUCCAAGCCAGUCGCUCUUCUCCAGAACAAAUCCGAGUUCCGAACCGUUCAACUCAGCGACUAUUCUCUCUAGUCGUCAAGAUGGCUGACUCCAUGUGCGGCCCAUCCAACGGGGCUAAGAACCUGCUCGCGCAUACCGACCGCGAUCGUACCCUGCACCAAGAUCGGCUCGUGAAUGCUCCUCAGGCUGGUCCCGGAGCUUCAUUCCGGUCGCAGAAUGCCGGUCCGAGCAACGCUGCCCAGAGAGCCUUUGAGGGUUUUCAGCAGGGUGGUCCGGUCAACGCUGGCUUUGAGAACGGCCCUCUGCUCCCUGAUAUGAACCCGGCUGCCCUUCAUCGCCCUCCUAUGGCCAUGUCUCCUGCUCCGAUGGCUGCUCGCCUGGCCGCAGAGCAUCAUGCAGCUAUGCGCCUCGAGUCGCCCGCCACCGGUGGAGUCGGGAACCAAGCCUGGAUCAAUGAGUUUGCCAGCAUGAAGAUUGCGAACGGCAGUUCGGUCCAAGCUGGUCAAACCCCAGGGAUGGCGAUGAGCCACCCUGGUGUGCCUGUUGUUCAGCAGCCUAUGAUGCUCCCCACCACAGGUGUCAACAGUUUCGCCCCUUACCAAACUGGCAUGGCCUUUCAGAGCUACCUACCUGCUCUCUCCGCCCCCAUGACCCACAGCCAACUCCCAGGUCAAGAAGCCACCGCCGCCGCCGCUGUACAAGUCGAAAGCGCCGAGGUCAAGGACGCCUUUGCCGAUCUAUUCGACCAGUACGAGCAGCAAGCCGACCAGCUGACCGACUACCAGCGUCAGGAGCAGGAAUUCGAGCAGGAGCAAGCCAAGUGGAUGGCCGAGCAUGGACCCAAAGCCCUUCCGCCUACCGAUGCCGAGAUGGGGGCGAUCAACUCGGAGAUGGAGCGGAUUGCCGACGAGCAGGAGGAACACGCCCGUCGGAGGGAGAAUGCGGACCUGGCUCGGGCGGCCGAGGAUAUUCUGAGGGCUGUUAGUGGCAACAACUCGGACAAGUUCAAGCACUCGAAUUUUUUGGAGUUGAUGAGACGGAUUGCGGCGAGUGAGAUUGUGGUGAAUGAGGAGAAUUUCAUCGAUGCGGAUACGGGGGAGAAGAUUGAGACGGGGGAUUUGGUUGCUGAGGGGCCGGUGAAUGGCAGCGGCAGCAGCGGUGACGGCAAUCCUGUGAAGGGGGAGAGUGGUGCGGUGGGCGGUGGUGGUGAUGUGCCGCCGCCGCCGACUGCUCCGGCGAGCGCCUGAUUUCCUUUUUAUUUUCGACAACAAGUUUGAUGAUCUACUGACAACAUACAACAACGUCCUGUCGACAUGACCCCAUGACCAACCACCACCACGACAACCCACGACCUUUUGACGACAAUAGUUCUUACAGCAGUGUUAUUUUACGUUUUUGCCUAUGGAUUUUUUUGUUAUUGUUUUUUUUUACCUCUAGGCGAGUUCAUGCUUUUGGCUUCUUUUGCUCUUUUUUUUUUCAUAGUUUGUUUCCUGAUAUUUUUUUUUCGUUCUUCAAAUCAAACAUUUGUAUUUUUUUCUUCCUGUUUAUUGUAUUCGUUACGAUGGGGAGAUGAAGAGAUGAGGAGAUGAGAGGAUGAGCAUGUGUUGUUGAUGACGAUGGGGAAUCAUGAUGAUGAUGAUGAGCAACCAAGCAAGCAUCAUUACAGAAGAGCAUUAGCAUCGUAUUGUACUAGAUAUUGCAUUUGAGGUGGCGGCGGCGGUGGUGGUGUGGUUUGAUAAGUGUAUGCAUUAGCAUAGGGAACAUUGUUAUGGUCGUGGGUGUGGUGGUGGUUUGGGGGUCAUGGUGGUUUGGUUGUUGCUGAUGGUGGUAGGAUAAAUGUUGUUGUUGUUGUUGUCGACUCUCUUGACUCCUGGGUUUGUU